UGGCUGUGGAUAGCUUCAUAGUGCUGCGCUUUAACCCCUUGCACCACCAGGGAGGCCCCUGGAAUCUAUUUUGAAGCAGCACUUUGGUGUAAUAAAAGACUUGUGAGCUUUGGAUUCAGGCAGAUGUGAGUCUGCUUUGGGCAGAUUUUGUAUGAACCUCUGCAUCAGUUUUCUGUUACAAAAUAGGGGGUUGUCAUCUCUUGUCUCAGAGCAGGUGUGUGAGUGAAAUAGCCAAAUAUUGCCCACAGGAGACAUAACUCAGCUAAUUCCCAUCAGCCACUUGAGAGUAUUUAGUACUCAUCUCAGUUUCCUCUACUUUCAGAAGUCAGGUUUCUAGUCCUUCUGCCACCACUUCCAGUGUCAACCAUCAGCUGAUGCUAGAAGGGAAGUCAGGACCCUACUUUUCCUCUCUGGACUCCAGCAUCGACAUGCUAAAGAGAAGAGCCCAGGAACUGAUCGAAAACAUCAAUGAGAGCAGGCAGAAGGACCACGUACUCAUGACCAACUUCAGGGAUAGUCUUAAGAUCAAGGUUUCUGACCUGACAGAGAAGCUAGAGGAGCGGAUGUACCAGAUUUAUAAUCACCACAACAAGAUCAUUCAGGAGAAACUCCAAGAAUUCACCCAGAAAAUGGCAAAGAUAAGCAACUUAGAAACAGAGCUCAAACAAGUGUGUCACACAGUGGAGACCGUGUACAAAGAUCUGUGUCUCCAGCCUGAGGCUGCUACUCUGGAAGAACAGACCCACAGAGGUGGCAACUCCUGAUAGCUACCAGGAAUAUCCCUUCUAGUGACCACCACCAAGAGAAGACUCAGAGACCACAGUUCCUGUUAUACUGAGAAAAUUUGUUUUCAGAGUUCUGUAAUGCAUUUUGGUGGGGGGGAAAAAACUAACCCAAAAGUUUUACACCACCCCAAAAUACUGUGAAUCCAGCCCGUACCAUGGGCCCAGCUUUGGUGUUCCCCACACUUGGUCAAUUCACUCUCCUACCCCCAUCCCUGCAUAGUUGAUUAAACAUUUUGAUUUUCAACUCUAUCAAAUUUCCUUUUCAUAAAGGCAGAGAGUUGGUAAGCUUUGGAAAGGAGUCAGGCCCUUUCUUUUACACAGGAGAGACAGAAAAGCAAGUAUCAGACAAUGCCUAAAUCCCAACCUGUCUCCUAACAUCUCAUGUCCACUUCCCACACCCUCUUGUCUGGACUGUACUUUAUAGAGCUCAGCAUUCCAGUUGGCUUCUUCUCUCUGCCUCUCUUUCAUGGAGUAAAGUAAUUCUAUUUACUUUCUAAAGUGGAGAUCUAAUCCAAUACCUUUCCUUCAUAAAACUACCUGAAAACCCUCUAUACUUGACCUUCAGGUUUUUCUGGAAUGUCCCAUUCUAACUAGCACAGAGAAGCCUCUCCCUCUCCUUCAGAGCCUAAUGUGGUCCCACUUUCUUUCUAAGAGACAAGUACCUGCUUCCUCCCGGUAUUUCUGCCUGGCUCACUAUAUAUAUUUUUUCCUUUUCAAUUAUCUUUGUCCAUGUCUGUCUUCCUUUGAGGCCAGGUGUUCUGGGGCCCCUGCAAGUCACAAAGAGCUGCCAGGGC
Condylura cristata (star-nosed mole) is the source of this 1579-nucleotide messenger RNA. RefSeq names its product synaptonemal complex central element protein 2 (gene SYCE2). The coding region runs from base 375 to 764 and encodes 129 amino acids. Gene Ontology annotation, biological process: synaptonemal complex assembly. The record is from RefSeq and is a predicted model, not a curated record. Lineage: Eukaryota; Metazoa; Chordata; Mammalia; Eulipotyphla; Talpidae. Gene Ontology annotation, cellular component: central element. The transcript is spliced from 3 exons.